CAUGUUGUUGACUUCCGGUUUUCAAGGCGUCUUUCGGUCGUUACAUUAUCCACGGGGUUGCAAAAGCGAAUCAUGACACAAGAUGCCACUUCUCAGAUAUUUUCUUCUUUUCAAGAUUACAUAAACGAAGAGCAAGAAAUUCGAGAGGACAUCAGGUCUCAAGUGAAGGAUAUUGAACAAACUGCCAGAGAAAUUCAAACUUUACUACAGUCUGUCCAUCAACAAGAUGGCAUCAAAGGCAUCCCAACAUUGUGUGAAAAGGCAAGGGAGCGGUUUGAACGAGUUCGAGAACAGUUCAGUAAUCUGUCCAAGAAGGUGCCUCAAGAUCAGUACUAUAGAUUUCAUGACCACUGGAGGUUUGUGAGCCAGAGACUGACCGGGCUGUCAGCGUACAUUGUCUACCUGGAGAAGGAAGCUCUCAUCUCCAGGGAGGACUCCGCAGCCAUGUUGGGAGUAAAAAUGCAGCGUGGUGAGGGUUUCCAUAUUGACCUUGAUGACUACCUCAUGGGCUUGUUACAGCUGGCCAGUGAACUGUCUCGACUAGCAGUGAACUCGGUGACUGCUGGGGAUUAUGGGAGGCCAGUGAGAAUCGCCCGAUUUGUGGGAGAACUCGAUUCAGGAUUCAGACUUUUGAACUUGAAAAAUGACAGUUUACGUAAAAGAUUUGAUGCCCUGAAAUAUGAUUUGAAGAAGUCUGAGGAAGUAGUUUAUGACUUGACAAUUCGAGGACUUGUGCCCCAGGAACAGAAGUCCACCCACAAACCCUCUGAGUGAUGGUCAGCACGAGACGGAUCCCUCCAUGUUGUGACAGGGUCACUCAGGGGACCUGAGGUCUCUCAGGCUUUGUGGGUGACAACCAGUGCCAUGUACAUCGGAACAGACCACCUUGCUGUUGAGACAUGUUUUAUUGAGUAUGGGGAGCUUCUUAACCACAACAAUCAUUUUUCAGAAGUUCCGUUUUUGUUCAAGAUUGUUCUUCACUCCAGUGAGAAGACACUCUGUUCAUAACAGAUCAUUUGUGAGGACUAAUUUAUUGAUUCAGCAGCAGCUUAUUCCAAGAUGAUACAACUGCAGCUGGUUUAUGUUGAUUAACAGCUGAAUUGAAGCUAUUAUCAAUUAAUUAUUAAACAAUAUUUCUUGA
Molecule: messenger RNA, 1141 nt
Organism: Haliotis rufescens (red abalone)
Lineage: Eukaryota; Metazoa; Mollusca; Gastropoda; Lepetellida; Haliotidae
Product: translin-like
Exons: 6
Coding region: 73-774 (233 amino acids)
Biological process (GO): RNA metabolic process
Cellular component (GO): nucleus; cytoplasm
Molecular function (GO): RNA binding; sequence-specific DNA binding; single-stranded DNA binding
Source: RefSeq, a predicted model, not a curated record